AUGCGGGCUAGCAUAGCUGAGCCGCCCAAAGCGGGGCCCAUUCGUCAGAGCCAUUUGUGUUCCAAGGACGGCUGGACUUUCUCCUGUCCCCAGAACUGCUCACACGCGGACCGAGAGCGCUUGUUCUGCUCCAGUCAGACCGAGCGCCACAUCCCGACCAUGCGAGCGGCUUUCUUCCCGUUCCUCCUGAUUGCCUUACAUGUGUCCGUACCAGCCGAUUGUAGAUCCAGGUUCAAGGGCCUAGAGGGGCUUCGUCAGAACGGUGCCCGUCGAUCUGGGGCGCAUGCGGACAGACGUGGAUCCACCAGGGAACCUUUUCUUGGGGACUUUCUCGUUCUUCUACCUGCAAGAACGACCAAGAGCGACUUUGUGUCCGUAUUUGACUUGAAAAGACAAGCUUUUGUGUGUUUGGACUCAAAGUUGGAGCUGUACAACUCGAGACAAAAAGACACAAAGGAUUGUCUUUUCCGCCGCUCCGGCUUCAUCAGUGGCGUCUUUUACUCUUCGCUGGCGUCAUCCCACCCGUCCUUGGUCUUUCUAAAGCGCUUCAUAGCCCCCUUGGUGACCAGGCAGAGGAGAAGCGAAGAAGUGAACCCGUCCGAUCCGUUAAGAUCCGAGUCGGAUCCCUCCCAUUCCGUUCAGGAUCACAAAGAGUCGGAACAUUUGCAGCCUGAACAGGACCAAGCUGGAGCCGUGUCGAAGGAGACCAUCUCGUCCUGUGAUGACCCCUUAAAGGUCCUGCAUGCUAACGGGCCCGUGAGCCCGGUCAAGACCAUUAUAGCCGAUCGAGCUGAGCAAGACUCGAUGAAUGUGGACUCCUAGAUUAGAGUGGGACGGCUACGCCUGAACAUAAUUCCAACGGGAACUGGAUGAAUCUGUUUCCGGGGCCUUUUGGCGACAUGUGAUGGUAUCGAAGGACGGGUUUGGUGCGGUGAGCGGCUCGUCCUUUAACCUCCGAGUUAAACUUUAAACCCGGGUCAAGAUGUGGCAAUGUCUGUUUGGGAUAUGGGAAUGUCGGGAUGAGAACAUUUCGCAAGCAUGCUAGGUGCUGGACACCACCAGUCACACAAAUGAAGUGUUUAUUUAUUGAAUAACGGACUUUCUUUUAUUAGCCCAGGGUUUUAUUAUUUAUAUACUUCAUGUUCUGUUUUUUUUUUUCAUGUGGAAAAAAAAAAAAAUCAUUUUCAAGGAUGAUAUAUUUUUUGAUAUAUGAUUUUGAUUUUUGAUUAUAUAUAUUUGAUUGAUUUUUUGUAAUUAUUUUUGCUUUAUUUAUUUAUACUAUAUUAACUCAUUCAGUAAAAAAAGUCAGUUUUUUUUGUUGUCAACCUAAAAAAGUUUUAUAAUAAAAUAGUUGGAAGUGUUGGAACACUAAAAAAAAAAUGAACACAGUAAAAAAUGAAAAAGACGAUCCAAUGUUAAUAAUAUCAUGGGGUUUGACGUCCCUUAUUUAUAACAUAUACAUUUGAUAAAAAUAUAUAUCAAUAAAUAAAGAGACUUUAAGUCCCAAUCUAAUCCAUUGAGGAAAGCGGCCAUUUUAGCUCGCCAGGUUCGCGACAACGACUCGAGAAUAUUAAGUUUUAACAUGAUCCCCCUUGUUGACAAACAAACAGUGUAUGUCGGACACUUUGAAGGCCUCGUCCUCCUGGUUCAAGGUGAGCACAAAGCGACUCAUGCCGGCGUUUGGACACAGAGAGAACAUGCGUGCCCUUGUGCAAUCCCGAGGUACGGAGCAACGUAAAUCAUCCACGAGAUAGCGCAUGGUCACGCACAUGUAGGCCCCGUGUCCGACCACCAGCGCGUGGACGGGGACGUCGUCGGCGUCAGUCUCACCUUGAGGUGCCGCUACCGGAGGUAGCGAGACGUCGUGGCUGUUGGGCCAAUGUUGACGCCACAUUUGAUGGAGCAUUUUGAGCCAAAACUCUUGGACGCGCUGCUUCAGCUGAACACAGAAAAGGCCCGUUUUAGAAUUUUCUCUCUGUAUAAACUGCAGCUUUGCAAGGGCGGAUCGCUCCUGAUGCAACAGCCUGCAACUAGCGAGCGGCAGGCCCCAUCGUCAAGUCUAUCUUUGUCAUCGUCAUGUGCCUGUCCCGUGGUGGGAUGGAGCAAAGUUAACAUCCCGGCCAGGAACUAAUGCAUAAACAGAGGCGGCACGUUUCUGAAAUAGAACAUACCAAUCACACACGGGGGGGGCGGCCACAUACGUGUCAUAAAUACACAAAUAGCCGUGACUUUUUCAUCAGAGUCUCUGCAGUAAAAAGGAUGUACUUUGAUCACAGGUGAAAUUUACUGUACACUCUUGCACUGCUGUGUUGACCUUUGCCGCCCUCUGGUGGACAACUUUAUUCCUAGUUGUAAUUUCAUACGCUUCAGCCAUCAUAUAAGAUGAGUGUGACUUACUUUACACUUGCUAUGUGUUGUUGUGAUUCACAGCGCUUAUAUUGUUGUCAUGUAGAUUUUUUAAGCGUUCAAGAAAGCCAGAAAUGUCAACACAAAACAUGAUUUUAUAGUUUAUAUUUUAUAUUUUACAAAUUUCCCCACUGAGGGACGAAUAAAGGCAUAUCUUAGUUUUCAUGAAUUUCCAUAAAGUAAGAUUCUAUAUUAAUGCGGUAUUAAUGUUUCUAAUUAAAAUGAUCAGACCCGAGUUCAAUUCCACCCUCGUGAAAAUGAUGGUAAAGCCGUGAUUCAUAACUGUACUUUGAUAAACUCCAAUUCUGAUGUAAACAAAACCUCUUGCUGUCAAAGAUGGCGCCCGCCACCCCCAAUUCUAUGGAGGACCAAAACUGCCAAAAUAAUAAAUAAAUAAAUAAAUAAAAGUGGAAAUAAAAACAAAAAUGAAAACAAAAAUCAAAAAAUUAAAUACAAAAAAAUUAAUAUAAAUGGAAAUAAAAACAAAAAUAAAAAAAUAUAUACAUACAUAAAUA
Doryrhamphus excisus (bluestripe pipefish) is the source of this 2921-nucleotide messenger RNA. NCBI's taxonomy places the organism in Eukaryota, Metazoa, Chordata, Actinopteri, Syngnathiformes, Syngnathidae. The record is from RefSeq and is a predicted model, not a curated record.